Messenger RNA from Fomitopsis serialis, 467 nucleotides. RefSeq lists its product as uncharacterized. The coding region runs from base 87 to 323 and encodes 78 amino acids. Lineage: Eukaryota; Fungi; Basidiomycota; Agaricomycetes; Polyporales; Fomitopsidaceae. The transcript has 3 exons. The record is from RefSeq and is a predicted model, not a curated record.
CGGUCUUGCUCGCCGCACUGAUCGCCGCCUCUCCAUCCCCUGUCUAUCCUUAUUUCUCAAUACCGUGUACAUUCCGUGUACCCAUAAUGUCUCGUCACAGAUUUGUACGCAAUAUCAACGUUCAAGAGGAACUCGAGGAUGACUACGCAUCGGAUGGCGGGGAGGCCGAUAUGGACCCUGAAGAAUAUGAACAAAUGAUGGAGGGGCUGGAACGUGUCAGGAUAACACUUGGAUCCCCAGAGCAGUCUGGUCUAUCAGACCAGGAGAUCAAGGAUACCUGUACUACUACCAGUAUGACGUUGUCAAAAGCGUCGACUAUCUAAUGGGUAUGUUAUGUCACACACACUCCCGUCAUUGAAUUGAGCUUAGCCGGUUUACAGAGGAGCAGGAGAGGAAGAAGGUUACUCAAGAGCGCAAAGGUGGGUUGCUCAUGCCCGAUUUGUCUCUAUUUCUUCCUUCGUCGCUUU